AUCGAGCCCAAACAGAGCAAAUGGCCCAAACUCAUCUCUUGGUGGCAGAUCCUGGGCACACUCGAACACAGACCACCCCUCAUUUAUUAACGCAAUACCCGAUCACGUAGUACCUACUCCGCGUGAGGGGUAACACUCUUAUCAGGGCUACCAGGGAAGUUGCCACUGGCCCUUAGAUAUGUAAUCAGAUAGCGCCCCCGCGACCUUCCCUGAUCGCAGGAGCGGCGAGAUUGUUGUUGAGGCUCCCAGCUCGCGGACAUGGACCGCAUUCACCUGGUCCUAUUGGCUGUGAUUCCGGUCAUCUUGCUGCUGGUAACUAGGCUAGCUCGCCGACUCAUCCCUCGGCAACCGAAGGGGAUCCGGGAGCCGAAAUCUCCAUAUCUGCUCGAUUUUCCCCCGUCCCGGCGACAUGUCCUUGCCCGGCUUCCCCAAUUCGAAAUGGGUGCCAAGCCAGCUGCGAUCCCGGCUGAGGUCUUGAGGGCUCAGGCGCUCCCGACGACGGUAGGGGAGUCGAAUAUCAGACGGGACACCUACUACACGACGACCGGGCUAUCGACCCGAGAGGUCGACCUCCUGGGCCGCUUCCCCGACUACGCCCUUCUGAGCGGCGUCCCCCACCCCGAGCCAUGCAGUCCAUCCUGGGACAUCUCCAAAGCCGUGUUCCGACCGUUCAGGCCAUUCCGCUGGAAAUACCACCAGCACAUGGCACUAAUGAAAUACGACCCCAAAUUCUGGAUCGAGCUAACGCGGGACUACCACACCACCCUCUCAGCCCGCCAAUCCCUCCUCCUCGCCCACCCUUCCGAAAUCCUCUUCCAAACCCCCUCGCCGGCAUGCACCCUGGCCGUGCGCGAGCUGAUGGAAUCCCUCCUCCAGUUCCUCACCCGCCGCUACCCGCAACACUUCUCCCUCUCCGCCGACGACGACCGCACCCUCUUCCACAACGCCCUCCUCGGAACCACCACCAACCUGCUCACCACCCCUCCCUUGCGGGUCAUCUUCGAGCAUAUCCCCGAGGACUACGCGCUCAUGCUCCGCGACCCGAGCGAUGGGCGGUACUACCUGCGCGCCGCGGCCGUAUGCUCUUCUGUUGGGUGGCAUAUUGCACAGCACCGUGAUAAGCCGCUGCGGGAGAUUCAUGGGGAGGUGCCGGAUGCCGGUAGGAUGGGGAUGAGUAUGGAUCGCUGGUUUGCGCGGCUGGCGACGGAUGGGCCCGUGGCGAGGUGCUCGUGGAGUUUGGAGGAUUGGGAGGUCAUGUUUGCUUCGCCUGCUGUGGAGGAGAGGGAGGGGAGGGCGUGGAGGAGGGGCAGGUUUAGUGUUGCUGAUAGUACUAGUGGGGAAGAAGGUGGUGAAGUGGGGUUGACGGUGAGGGAUGUCAGGCUGAGAUGUGAUGCGCAGACUCUUAGGAGGUUGCCGGUCAGUGGGGCGGUGGUGUUUAACUUCAAGGCUGUGUUUACGCGGUUGGAGGAGCUGAGGGACGAGCCGUUUGUUCCGGCGCUGUUGGGGACUGUGUUGCGGGAGGGGAAGAAGGAGUUGGUUGAGUAUAAGUGCGAGGAGCAUGUGAGGAGGGUGGCGAAUGAGGCAUUGAAUGCGUGGGCUGCUGAGCAGGUGGAGCAAGGAGUUGUGCCGUCGGAUUGGGAUGUUGGGACGCUCGAUGAAAGUCCCUUCUUCCCUGGGUGGCAGGAGAAAUGGCGGAGACAGCAGGGGCUGGGAUAGGAAGGUGAGGGGGCCACAUGGUCGGGAGUAUACGUCCUGAGUAAAUGCUCACGUAACACACUGCUCGUUCCGGAUUCAUUGAAGCACAGCUCCCUUUCAUGUCCACGUUUGUCCUAAGGAUCAACUCUUCCUCUUCUUCCUGCUUUUGUGGACGCUGGAAGGCCUUCCCUUUAGGGGGAAGCCUGUGCUAGAGGCAGGCUAGAGGUCAGCGACAGGACAUGGAGGUUGUGCCCUUUUUGGGCAGGGCUUCCAUUUCUCCCCCCAAGUCAGACCACAAGGCAGAGCGAGGACCAGUUCACAACCGGAUAAGAGGGGAAACAGGAUACCUAGAAAUCUAGCUACCCGGUGGCUUUAUUGAUGAACCGGCUUUAAAGCCGACCAAGGGAGCGAACUAAUGGUUACAUUGAC
Molecule: messenger RNA, 2124 nt
Organism: Chaetomium strumarium
Lineage: Eukaryota; Fungi; Ascomycota; Sordariomycetes; Sordariales; Chaetomiaceae
Exons: 2
Coding region: 259-1716 (485 amino acids)
Source: RefSeq, a predicted model, not a curated record